Zea mays is the source of this 3587-nucleotide messenger RNA. Lineage: Eukaryota; Viridiplantae; Streptophyta; Magnoliopsida; Poales; Poaceae. The record is from RefSeq and is a predicted model, not a curated record.
CAACACGUGGGUCAGUCGAAGCGGGCUCAUCUGCACUGCUGGGUUGUCUAGGACACGACCCUACAUCGCGGCUCGCGGGCGUCAGGGCGCAGAUCAGCCAUGCCUUCCAUCGAGCAGUUCCAGCAUUGGAUGGCAACCAACGUGUGUGCUCUUGUCUUCGUUUAUCCGUGCGUGGGUUCUUUCGUCUGGCUGGGGACUCCUGCACGCCGGCUCUCGUACGACCGCCGUUCUCCCGGACUUCGUCGGCUCCCACUUUUGGAACUUCUAGUCUAUUGUCGCCUUCUAGCAGAGAUUGGUGGAAGACGACGAUGUCUCGCUAAAGGAGAGGAGUGGAGGAGGCGGGAGCAGCAAGAAUGGCGUGCUCCACCAAUCUCUGCUUCUCAGUGUCGAUUCCUCCUCUCCCAGCCUCUUGUUCUUCUGACUCCUCCCCCUUCCGCACAAUGGAGCGUGUGUCCUGCACUCUGUCCAGGUAUGUUUCUUGUUGCCCUACCUCCAUAGGCAUUGGUGAAGCGGUUACGGUGAUGGGGAUGGGCAAGAUCGUGCGGUGGUGCGCUGGGAAGUAGCACUUCCUCGCCAAGAGGAACACCAGGCGCAAGAAGAGGCUCUCCAAUAUGUCAAAAGAAUCAUAGACACCAUAGAUCUCUGGCGAUUGUUGCGGUUGGCGACACAAAAUUGGAACUUAAUGUGUUCCAAAUAGCGACAAUGCCUCACUCGAAACAGGUGUGGCAAUUGCAGCUUCAUUUGCUUCCAAGCAAAGAGGACCAAUGUUUCAGUAAGGUUGUUUCACUCACUAUUUUAAACUCUAUAAUAUAAUUUACAAUUUAAAAUAAUGUUUUAUAUGACUAUAUAUAUGCUCAGUCGAUUACAGUCUAAUAACGGGACUUCUAAUAACAGGACUUUUGAUUGUCUUUGUCUACAAUGGUUUAUCAAUUUCACCCUUCCUACACAUGAAACUCGCACUAGGUACAACAGCUAUGACAGAGAACAAAAAGGUAGUCUUUUGUUGACUAAGGCCUUGUUCGUUUCUGCCGGAUUGGUAGGUCGGAACGAUUCCUGACCGGAUUGUUUCUCUAAUUUAUAUAAACUUUGAUUAGCUGGAACGAUUCCAGUUAUAAUCCGACGGAAACGAACAAAGGACUAAGACGUCUCCAACCGUCUCCUCUCCCCUCACCGUAUUUGCUAUUGUGGUCUCCAACCGUCUCCUCUCUCCUCACCAUGUUUGCCAUUGCAUUGCAUGUACAACGUCACAAUAUACUCUUUCAACAACUCACCCCGCUCUAUGAAUGAGGGAGUUUUAAGGGCAUGUUUGGUUCGUAUCUAACUGUAUUACACUUUGCAUAAGGUUAGUCGUUCGAAUUGAAGAACUAACCUUCGAUAAAAAAAAAGUUAGGCAAAGUGUAGCAAAUUAAGCAGUGAACCAAACAUGUCCUUAAUCUCCCUGCUUCCAUUAUCUUAAUUUAAUUACCUGAUAAUAAUGUGUUGUCUUGUUCUUGAUUCAUAGCGGUUGAAAAUAAGUGACCAACAAUAUUCGUUCCAAAUUUUUAACUACCCGUAUCCGUUCAUGUAUCCUGGAGAAAUAUAUUACGUUAGGAUACAGAAUAACUUUGUAUCUAGUUCCUGUUUUCAUCCCUAAGCAGACAGCACUGUCGCAAGCCAUAAUCUGCAAUAACAACAUAUAAUUGUGCCAUCCAAAAAACGUAAUUAUUGUUUGUUCGAGAUAAUGCGCUAAUAACGUGUGGCUAGUUCUAGCAACUGGAUGUGGGUGCCUGCAGUGUGGGCCCGAGCAAAUCCAUCUCUUGCGCUCGCAGACAACGGCCUUCCCGCCGCCGGUACAAUCAGAUGCAGAUGCUAAUGAUACAGUCCGUCCAGACCCCACCCGCCGCCGCCCACCUCCGCGCUGCUGCGCCCGCCAGCACGCCACCGCUCCUCGCGCGUAGGCUGGCCGGUUCUCGUCCAGCUCCCGCCUCCGCCGGAACAAUCAGAUGCAGCCGAUGCUAACGCUACAGUCCGUCCAGCCCCCACCCGCCGCUGCCCACCUCCGCGCCGCUGCGUCCGCCAAGACGCCACUGCUCCUCCCGCGCAGAGCGGCCGGUCCUCCUCCAGCUUCCGCCUCCGCCUCCGCCUCGGCUGAGUUCCCAGGAUCCGUUCCAGACAGCGCUCAGAUGGCGCCCCGACGGCGGCGGCGCCGGAGCGUGGCCGGCAUCGACCAGGACGAACUCCUCGAUCCCGAGGCCCUCGCGGACCCCGACAGCGGCUUCUACGAGAUCAACGGCGUGAGGCUGCACCACAAGGUCUGCAGCCACGAGGAUGAGGACUCGUCCAGCGACCAGUCCACCGGUAGUACCAUUGCCUCAGACUCAGACGCUGUCCUGAAAAGCCAGAUUGGCCUGCCCAUACUGCUGCUGCACGGCUUCGGCGCGUCAGUCUUCUCCUGGAGCAGUGUGAUGCGGCCUCUCGCCCGCAUUGUCCGUGCCAAGGUUCUUGCGUUCGACCGGCCGGCGUUUGGGCUGACAUCCCGGGCCAGUCGCUCUGCCGAUGACGCCAAGCCUCUCAAUCCUUACUCCAUGGCGUUCUCGGUCUUGGCCACGUUGGCGUUCAUCGACUACCUUGGCGCUGAGAAGGCCAUACUUGUUGGGCACUCAGCUGGUUGCCUUGUAGCAGUGGAUGCAUACUUUGAGGCACCGGAACGGGUGGCUGCUCUCGUGCUAGUUGCGCCGGCUAUAUUUGCACCAAGGAAGGCGGUGAAAGAGGGCCAGUCAGGGGAAGAAGAAGGAGGGCAGCAAGCACAGAGGGUUCCCAACGAUGAAAAUUCGCCUCCAAAUUUGUUCGCUAGGAUUUCGGGAGGAUUUCUUGAGCUAUGGAAGCACGUUGCGGGGCUUGUUCUCAAGAUGAUCACAGCGAUACGAGAUGUGGUCCGAUCUUUGUGUCUUAAAGCUGUCGUUGCUUUUCUUCGGUCAUCGUUGGGUGUGGUGCUGGUAAGAUGGGUGAUGGAUAAAUUUGGUAUACUGGGCGUCCGGAAUGCAUGGUAUGACCCGAGCAAAGUAACUGAUCAUGUCAUACAAGGCUACACAAAGCCUCUAAAAUCCAAGGGUUGGGAGACAGCUCUGCUGGAACACACCGUAUCCAUGAUCAUAGAUUCUGUGUCUGCAUCAAGAGUACCAGUUUCAAAGAGGCUUUCUGAGAUCUCAUGCCCAGUGCUAGUGGUGACAGGUGACACCGAUCGCAUUGUUCCUGCUUGGAAUGCCGAGCGUGUGGCACGCGCUAUACCUGGAGCAACUUUUGAGGCGAUCAAGAGUUGUGGUCACUUGCCCCACGAAGAAAGGCCUGAGGAAUUCCUGUCCGUCGUUGAAAAUUUUCUACGGACAACGUUUGCAAAUCCAAAUGAACAAGUAUUUCAAGCAGCUGUAUCAUGAAUUAUGUGUUGAGUACGAUCUAUUUGCUUUAUAAUAAAUCUUAAAGACCCACUCGUGUACAAUGAGAGUGGAAUUUGGAGUUUAAGCACAUGAGAAGUAAAAGAAGUUGAAGAAAACUUAUAUAGUUUGUCUCCUGCUUUUUUUUAAACAAAGCAAGAGAGGGAGAAAACUAAA